Molecule: messenger RNA, 951 nt
Organism: Myxozyma melibiosi
Lineage: Eukaryota; Fungi; Ascomycota; Lipomycetes; Lipomycetales; Lipomycetaceae
Exons: 1
Coding region: 42-920 (292 amino acids)
Source: RefSeq, a predicted model, not a curated record
CGAACACCUUCCGCUCGACAAGAAGAGAAGAGAAAGAGACCAUGGCGACCGGAGUGCUCCACCAAUACACCCCCAGGCUCGUUGCCUUUGAGUACGGCACCGCGACACACGACAACGUUCUUCUCUUCGUAGGCGGCCUCGGCGACGGGCUCGAGACAGUGCCCUACGUGCCGUUGCUCGCGGACAAACUCGCGCCGAUGGGAUGGUCCGUCGCGCAGGUCCUUAUCUCGUCCUCCUACCGCGGCUGGGGCACCGGCACGCUCGCUCGCGACGCAGACGAAAUUGCGCAGGCGGUUGACUAUUUCCGUCGGCGGAAACCUGCAGGGAGCAAGAUCGCGCUCAUGGGACACUCGACCGGGUGCCAGGACACGAUGCAGCUUCUCGUGCGCAGGUCAUCAUCAUCAGACUCCACCUCCCCCCUCCUUUCCGGUGCAAUCCUUCAAGCCCCCGUCUCAGAUCGCGAGGCAAUGCACCUUCUCUUCCCCGACCAAGCCGCCCCUCUCCUAACCUACGCUCUCGCGCAGCAAGCCGCCGGCAACGGCGCCGAAAUCCUUCCCAAACGAUACUCCGAUCUCUUUUUCGACACCCCAAUCACCGCCGACCGCUGGAUCUCCCUCGCAAAAAAAGAAGGCGACGAUGAUUUCUUCUCCUCCGAUCUUGACGACACCGUGCUCAGCUCGACGUUUGGCGCAGUGUCGUGCCCGCUACUUGUCCUUGUCUCGGGAGCGGACGAGUUCAUGCCUGCUGAAGUGAGCAAACCGGAUUUGGUCGGCCGAUGGAAACGCUUCGUCAAGCCCGAGUAUUGGGCGGAGAAAAGUGGUGUUGUUGCUGGUGGAAGACAUAAUCUCGGGCCUGGCUCUGCGUCCGACGCAGCUGAGGACGCCAUCGCUCGCGUAGCAGCUUUUCUCUCCUCUUUAUAACUACAAUCUUACAAAUAUAAAGCAUCAUGUG